This is a messenger RNA of Symbiodinium necroappetens, 4209 nucleotides long. The record is from the annotation of a GenBank genome assembly. Lineage: Eukaryota; Dinophyceae; Suessiales; Symbiodiniaceae.
AUGGGAGAAAGUUGGGAAGAAGGAGCUGGGCAGCAGCGACGCGGGCCCAGCAGAGAGGCCGCCUCGCGCCUCCCGAUGAUGAUGACCAUGUUGCUCGACCGCGACGAGGCGAAGAAGAAAAAGAAGCAUCGGGGAGAGGAGCUCCUUGGUGGCUCCAGUUCAGACGAUUCGGACGGCGAUUUCGACCUUCGGGGGAAAGGCAUGAAAGCAGUCAGUACCUUGAAUCGGUUGCACGAGCAGAUCAGAAAGAAACCGAAGCGGAUCGUUCAGCUCUUCGAGAAGGAGAUCAUCGAGGAGCUUGGUAUCGUACCGAGGCAGGCGUGGACUGUCAGAGAUUAUGUUCGUCGUCAGCCGUGGGGGAAGUUCAAAGGGAUACAACGAUGUGCAGUGAUGGACUGUGCAGUGUACGAGCUGCUGAGGACCAACCAGCCGGAGGCGGCCACCGCCCAACUUGUGCAGAACUUAAAGGCAAAGGUUCAGAGCGUGUUGGCAGGCGGGGACUGGCAAGCAUCAUGGUUGUUGACCGGAUUGCCAGACCCAUUGGCAAGAAAAGAAUUCGCCGGAUCGAAGGAGGAGAUGGCCAUCAUCAGCGGGUACAUGGAAGCUCUUGCGGGCCUCAAGAAGAAGAUCAAGGACGUCCAAGGUUCUCUCCCCGAACUGUCGGGGAAUCAUGUUUCGCUUUUUCCUGCUGUGCUACCCUACCCGGAGAUUCUCCAGACAGAUGAGUUAGAGGGGGCUGAUGCAUCAUUGUGUUGGUGGGCUAAAUGCUUCAUGAAUGUUCUUGUGGCGUGGUCCAAUUACAUGGUGCUUGGCUGUCCUCGCCCGGGUGAUGGCGCAACAGAGCUGCGGGUGACUUACCGUGGGCUGUCUGAUGUGAGGCAGUUUGCAGAUCGGUUGCUUGGCGAGGUGACGGAAUUUGCUAGUUGGGAUCUCAUUUGCGGCGAGUUUUCUUGCGAAGGUAAGAGGGCUAUCAUAGAGUCGCUCUUGAAAGAUUUCCCGAGCACUGGUGCAUGCUACAGCUUCGUUCCGUUCGAGGCGGGAGGCCAUUCUCCUUCCACCGCGUUGGCCGUGGUGGCUGAGAGGCUGGCGAUUCCUGAGAAGGCGGGCCAGGUUGACCCUCUUGAUUGGCUACCCCCCGAUCGUGCCGAGGUGGUCAAACAUUUGGCGGAUGUACGGCUUCCCGAGGAGUUGUGGGAUGAGGUUCCCGUCGCAUGCCAUCGUGUACCUCCUGACCAGGAAAAACAUGUGGCUCGGCGGCUUCUCGAGACAGGCAUGGCUGUUCCUAUUCCAGAAAGUGAUCUUCCUAGAACCAAUGCUGGUAGACUUUUGGUAGGUGGCCUUUUUGCUGUGGAGAAGAGUGAUCAUCAGGACAGGCUCAUAUUCGACCGCAGACCUGAAAACAGUACGAUGCGCAGGCUACGAUGGGCGGACCUCCCGAGUGGCACGUGCUUUACGCGCCUGCUCCUCAAGCCCUCAGAGUAUCUCCGUGCGAGUGGUGAUGAUUUGAGAAACUUCUAUUACACUCUUCGUCUUCCUGAUGAUUGGGUUCCCUAUAACUCCUUAGGCCGACGUGUGGACCCUGAGCUCCUGAAAGAGUACGGCAAGGAUCCUAGUGUACCGCAUCGUCUGUGCUUCAAGGUGUUGGGGAUGGGGGACAUCAACGGGUGCGACAUAGCUCAGGCCACCCACGAGGCGAUCCUCGAAGGGGAGGGCGUGUUUGAAGCUCAGUGUGUGCUCGCAUACAACAAGGCGGUUCCCGAUGACGCGCUGUGGCAAGGUGCCUACUUGGAUGACUUGCUCAUCGCUCUUCGGAUUGACGUCGGGGCCCCAAUACCACUUGAUGGCAGCUUCACUCCUUUGCCCCCGAGUCCGAGUGAUCGAGAUGUUCAAAAGGUGGCAGCGGCAGAGGUCGCGUAUGAGAAGGCGAAUUUAGAGCGCGCGUUGCCUAAAGCUUUUCGUUAUGAGACUGAGUUUAAGGCCUGGGGCGCUGCUGUAGAUGGUGUUCGAGGGAUUGUGGGGGCCCCAUUGGGCGUUCGUCGGCAAGUGUGGAGCUUACUGUAUGCGAUCGUGACCGUUGGAUGGGCCUCCCAGGAAGUGCUGCGGAAAGUCAUCGGGUACUUAGCAUAUAUUUUCCAGUACAGGCGGGAACUCUAUUGCCUACAGCAUCGUGCUUAUGUUUUCAUUGCAAACAUGCCGCAGGAUCGGUGGAUGUUCUUGCCAGCGUGGCUCUUGGAUGAGUUGCGGAGCAUGGCUUUGCACCUCCCCUUUGCCCACUGGAAGAUGAGGCGAAUCCUGAACGACUCGAUCCUCGCAACGGACGCCACUCCUACCUCAGGUGGCUCAGUUCGUGCGGAGUGUCCCGACGGACUUUUGCGCGCUCUGUGGAAGCAGGUUGAGUUCCGUGGUGCACCCGUCAGGUUGGACCGUGAUGUUGAUUUGGGCUUUGAGGCGGAGCAGCCCUUAGAGCUCUCGAGGGUGGCGAGUGUUGCAUCGGAGUGUCUUCAUUGGGCAGUCACAUCCAGCUAUUCUUUCAGGAACACGAGCCACAUAAAUCUCCAAGAGGCCCGCGCCCUACGCAGAGAAAUCAUCCGGCUCACCAGUGACUUUGAUCGCGGGGGAGUGGUGCAGAUUUGCCUGAACGACUCCCGCGUUGUGGUUGGGGCUGUGGCCAAGGGUCGCUCCAGCGCUUUCCGGCUCAAUGGAGUGCUUCGCACUCAGUUGCCAUUCUUGGUCUUUGGGGACGUGGCGCUAGCUUUGAUCUGGGUGGAAACCCUUUGCAAUCGAGCGGAUUAUCCUUCUCGUUUUCUCCCUUUACCUGCUCCUUACCGUCCGCCGAGGUGGUUGAUUCGACUUGGAGUCGCUGAGCGUUUCCAGGUUCGGGGCUUGGAGAUCACCACGGGGAAGGGAGAGAUCACCUGGGCUCAUCAAAGGGUUGGUUUGGAGAUGGAGGCGCCGAUCAACAUCAUGAAGUCAACAGCCCUCUAUGAUGGGAGCAUUGAACGUGUGCUUGAUGAAGGGCUUGUAGACUGGGUUUGGUUUGCACCGGAUUGCUUUCUAGGCACUGGUGCCGCCCAUGAAUCGUUGUGGGUGCGGAUCCUGCAGCUUGCCGACCAAAUCAGAUCCACUGGAGGCUAUUUCUUCGUCGAGCUUCCUCGUGGGAGCCCAGCCUGGAGCUUACGGGUUUCAUCAAGGAGUGGUUACCCCAAGAACUUCGUUGACUCUCUUGCGAGUGCCCUGAAGCUGUGGUUGGAUGCCCCCGCGGGUGCCUGGAUCAUUGGCGUUGUGGCAUCCUUAGGGGGAAAAAUCACUGCAAAGUCGAACUCUCGUGAUAUUGAUCGGUGGUUGGAGCGAGCCGUGGAUUGGGGACACAAGAAUGAUGAGAAGCUUUACUGGGUCAGGUUGGGAGUGCUGGGGGUACAGCGUGCAUUGAAACUAUCCGGACCUUUACUCCGGGGUACUUGGGCCGCUCUCCGGGCUUGGCGCCAGUUGCAACCUGUUCGCUCCCGAGUUCCUAUGUCCCACUUCGUGCUCGAAUGCCUCUUGGUGACAUGUCUUGGAAGAGGGCACUCGUGUUCAGGAGCGGCUCGUUUCGAGUGGUGGUCGGUCAUGUUGGCAAUCUGGCUUAGCUUUGAGGCCCUGCUGCGACCUAGCGAAACAGAGGCCCUCAUGAUCGGUGAUUUGUGCUUCCCUGAGAAUUCCGAACUCGCGGAGGGCGUUCCCGUGGUCCGUGUGCGCGAGCUCGUGCAGUGCGGGAGAGCCCACGAGCAAGCCGUCCUCAACUUCCGUGCCGGAACUGGCAACAGCCUCGCAACAGUCUACCACGGUGACCUCGACCUGGGGGCGCAAGUCACGACACUACGUGAUCCUCUUUGCGCCUCACGACCGGACGAUCGAGGGGCAUUGGUUUGGACAAUGGAUCUUGCUGGAGAAGCUCCUGCCCGACGGAAAGUUCUGCGGCUCUCGCGUACAGUUGAAGAAGGUCACGUCCCACGAAGCAGCCGAGGCAGAGUGGAAGAAAGUUUGGUCGGGCAAGCCGAUGCCCUCCCGAACCCUGAAGUGACCAGCGCGGCAGCCAACAAGCUUCUGGCCGCGGUUCAAGCUGCAGCCGGUGAGUUGGGCGAAGCGCCAGUGACAGGAAACUUGAGCUCGGCGCAAGUUUUGCAGGACGAGUCUACGCGGCUCUCUGCCUCGCCGUUGGCGAGCAGGUGA